Molecule: messenger RNA, 2435 nt
Organism: Rubroshorea leprosula
Lineage: Eukaryota; Viridiplantae; Streptophyta; Magnoliopsida; Malvales; Dipterocarpaceae
Source: the annotation of a GenBank genome assembly
GAGGGAGAAUGAUAGUGUAAAAUAAUCUACCUCCUUAGGUUGAUCCUAGGGUAUUUAUAGGAUGCUUAAACAUAGUUAUUCUAGGAAUACAAUUUUAUUUAAUUGGUGUUUUGGUAUUCUUAUCCUAUCAGAAUUUAUUCUAUCCAUACAUUGAUAGGAUUAUCUCUAGAUUGUCUACACGUGUCCUAAUUAUCAUAGGACUUGCUUUUAGGGUAUAACAUUUGCCCCCCAACGAAGAAGUUUGAGGAUAACGAAAACUUCAACAAGUGUCUGCCUUUUUGCUCUGCUGAUCUUGAUUUUGAAUUCUGCGCAGGUUCUUUUUUUUUAACCAUGACUGCCUCGUUAAAAACCUUAACUAGAAAAAACCCUGUGGGAUAAAAAUCUAGUUUAAGGAAAAAAGAGUGCAGCACAGGCCCUUCUUUGAUUUUUCCACUUUUUUUACGGCUGCAUUUCCCGAAUUUUUCUGCUUUUUGGCAGCCACUUUGUGCACGUGGCCCCUGUUGUGUGGAUUCUUGGUAUGGCAGGCCCUUUUGGUUCAAACCCCUAUUUUCUUGGGAUUUUAUGCAAUUUAUCCUUUUGGCUUGUUGGGGCUUUCUUUGAGUUUCCCGAUUCUUCCUUUUCAUUUUUUGUUUGACUUCCUCUUGAUUUCUUUUUGUUUUCCCUUGAUUCUUCUUUUUCUUCUUUUGUCUUCUUCUUUUUUUGAGAAAGGUUUCUCAGAUCUUGUGGCUUGAUCAGGCCGGUGAUCCUGCUAUGGCCGGUAAUCCCUCUGCCUCUGGUUCUAUUCCAACUUCUGCUUUUGGUUCCGUUCCGGUGACUGUUUCCGAUUCUGUUCCGGUUGUGGCUUCCAGCUUUGUUCUGAUCUCUGCUUCUGGGUUUAUUCCGCCUUCUGCUUCCGGCUCUGUUCUGGUCUCUGCCUCUGGUGGUUCUGUUCCGGUUGUUGUUUCCGGUUCUUCCGUUGAUGACGUGGGUGUCCUUCCCUUUUCUUCUGCGCCGGAGCCUUUUGAUAUUUUUUGCUUUCCCCUCAAUGCGGAUGGGAAGUUUGUUGUGAAGGGCGCUUUACGUCAUGUGGAGAGGGAUCCCGUGGUUCCUUCCCUUCUUACCGAGGUUCCUUCGGUUUCUUCUUCAAAGGGUGGAAAAGUUGUUCUUCCCCUAGGCUCGACGAAGAUAUUCUGUGAUCUUGACAAAGUGUCUUGGGUUACCAGUAGUUGUGAUGUAGAUGAGAUUAGGGAGUAUUUAUAGAAAGAAUUUGAUAGAUCCGCAGGUUUUUCUUCCUCAGCAUCCGGCGGGCCACGCGGUAGUUCAAUGCCUUCCUCCUGAUAUGUGCGUGUAUAAGGAUCAAUUUGCAUGUGGGUUGCGUUUUCCUCUUGCCUUGCUUUGUGCUUUUUAUUAAGACUAUAUACAUGGAAAAUAUGUUUUCUUAUUUUCUGAGAUUUGUCUUAUCCUUUGUGGUGCAUCUUGCGUGGCUUUUAUUUGGGUAUUUAUGUACACCCAAGUUUGCUCACGGUCUGUUUCCUGUGUAACUUUUACUUGGAUAUUUGUGUACAUCCAAAUUUGCUCGUAGCUUUAUUGUUUGUCUGUGUAACUUCUGCUUGGGUAUUUAAUGUACACCCAAACUUGCCCAUAGCUUCUCUUGCGUAACUUUUGCUUGGAUAUUUAUGUACAUCCAAAAUUGCUCGCAGCUUUAUUGUUUGUCUGUUUAACUUCUGUUUGGCUUUUUGUUUGUCUGUGUAACUUCUGCUUGGGUAUUUAAUGUACACCCAAACUUGCUCACAGCUUCUUUUUGCUUGCGUAACUUUUUCUUGGAUAUUUAUGUACAUCCAAACUUGCUCGCAGCUUUUUUGUUUGUCUGUGUAACUUCUGCUUGGGUAUUUAAUGUACACCCAAACUUGCUCACAGCUUCUUUUUGCUUGUGUAACUUUUGCUUGGAUAUUUAUGUACAUCCAAACUUGCUCGCAGCUUUUUUGCUUUGUGACUUUUUGUCUCAUAACUCUUGUUAGACUUGUGCAUCUUGUAAUUGAAUUCCUCUGCUUGGAGCUUUUUGGCCUAUGUGGCCUUCUCCCAAAAGUUUCUCAAGAGAAAUAAUUUGAUUCAUCAUUUGAUGUGGUUGAAUGUGAUUGUAACAAAGCUUCUUCAAAUAUGGAGGUAGUUGUAUCUUGACUGUUUUCUAUCUUUGGUACUUUCAUUAUCUAUAUCUUUUUCUAUUUUCUGCUUUCUUUCUGAAUUUGAUGUUUCUUGUGCUUCUUUUACUGCCGCCCUUUCUUUUGCUCUGAUGUAUCCUUCCGCCCUUCUUAAGAGAUCAUUAAGGCUGGUGCGUUCUCGCUUGUUUAGAGAUCUAUAGAAACUUGAGUUUUUAAGUCCGUCCAUUAGAGCAUGCAUUGCCAUGCUUUGGUCCAAUCGUUCUACUUGCACAGUUUCGUUGUGAAAUCUUGCUAUGU